This is a messenger RNA of Closterium sp. NIES-65, 2556 nucleotides long. The record is from the annotation of a GenBank genome assembly. Lineage: Eukaryota; Viridiplantae; Streptophyta; Zygnematophyceae; Desmidiales; Closteriaceae.
AUGCCAUCCCUCAUGCCAUCCCUCAUGCCAUCCUUCAUGCCAUCCCUCAUGCCAUCCCUCAUGCCAUCCCUCAUGCCAUCCCUCAUGCCAUCCCUCAUGCCAUCCCUCAUGCCAUCCCUCAUGCCAUCCCUCAUGCCAUCCUUCAUGCCAUCCCUCAUGCCAUCCCUCAUGCCAUCCCUCAUGCCAUCCCUCAUGCCAUCCCUCAUGCCAUCCCUCAUGCCAUCCCUCAUGCCAUCCCUCAUGCCAUCCCUCAUGCCAUCCCUCAUGCCAUCCCUCGUGCCAUCCCUCGUGCCAUCCCUCGUGCCAUCCCUCGUGCCAUCCCUCGUGCCAUCCCUCGUGCCAUCCCUCGUGCCAUCCCUCGUGCCAUCCCUCGUGCCAUCCCUAUGCCAUCCCUCGUGCCAUCCCUCGUGCCAUCCCUCGUGCCAUCCCUCGUGCCAUCCCUCGUGCCAUCCCUCGUGCCAUCCCUCGUGCCAUCCCUCAUGCCAUCCCUCGUGCCAUCCCUCGUGCCAUCCAUCGUGCCUUUUUUAUGCCAUCCCUCGUGCCAUCCCUCGUGCCAUCCCUUGUGCCAUCCCUCGUGCCAUCCCUCGUGCCAUCCCUCGUGCCAUCCCUCGUGCCAUCCCUCGUGCCAUCCCUCAUGCCAUCCCUCAUGCCAUCCCUCAUGCCAUCCCUCAUGCCAUCCCUCAUGCCAUCCCUCAUGCCAUCCCUCAUGCCAUCCCUCAUGCCAUCCCUCAUGCCAUCCCUCAUGCCAUCCCUCAUGCCAUCCCUCAUGCCAUCCCUCAUGCCAUCCCUCAUGCCAUCCCUCGUGCCAUCCCUCGUGCCAUCCCUCGUGCCAUCCCUCGUGCCAUCCCUCGUGCCAUCCCUCGUGCCAUCCCUCGUGCCAUCCCUAUGCCAUCCCUCGUGCCAUCCCUCGUGCCAUCCCUCGUGCCAUCCCUCGUGCCAUCCCUCGUGCCAUCCCUCGUGCCAUCCCUCGUGCCAUCCCUCAUGCCAUCCCUCGUGCCAUCCCUCGUGCCAUCCAUCGUGCCUUUUUUAUGCCAUCCCUCGUGCCAUCCCUCGUGCCAUCCCUUGUGCCAUCCCUCGUGCCAUCCCUCGUGCCAUCCCUCGUGCCAUCCCUCGUGCCAUCCCUCGUGCCAUCCCUCAUGCCAUCCCUCAUGCCAUCCCUCAUGCCAUCCUUCAUGCCAUCCCUCAUGCCAUCCCUCAUGCCAUCCCUCAUGCCAUCCCUCAUGCCAUCCCUCAUGCCAUCCCUCAUGCCAUCCCUCAUGCCAUCCCUCAUGCCAUCCCUCAUGCCAUCCUUCAUGCCAUCCCUCAUGCCAUCCCUCGUGCCAUCCCUCGUGCCAUCCCUCGUGCCAUCCCUCGUGCCAUCCCUCGUGCCAUCCCUCGUGCCAUCCCUCGUGCCAUCCCUCGUGCCAUCCCUAUGCCAUCCCUCGUGCCAUCCCUCGUGCCAUCCCUCGUGCCAUCCCUCGUGCCAUCCCUCGUGCCAUCCCUCGUGCCAUCCCUCGUGCCAUCCCUCAUGCCAUCCCUCGUGCCAUCCCUCGUGCCAUCCAUCGUGCCUUUUUUAUGCCAUCCCUCGUGCCAUCCCUCGUGCCAUCCCUUGUGCCAUCCCUCGUGCCAUCCCUCGUGCCAUCCCUCGUGCCAUCCCUCGUGCCAUCCCUCGUGCCAUCCCUCAUGCCAUCCCUCAUGCCAUCCCUCAUGCCAUCCUUCAUGCCAUCCCUCAUGCCAUCCCUCAUGCCAUCCCUCAUGCCAUCCCUCAUGCCAUCCCUCAUGCCAUCCCUCAUGCCAUCCCUCAUGCCAUCCCUCAUGCCAUCCCUCAUGCCAUCCCUCAUGCCAUCCCUCAUGCCAUCCCUCAUGCCAUCCCUCAUGCCAUCCCUCGUGCCAUCCCUCGUGCCAUCCCUCGUGCCAUCCCUCGUGCCAUCCCUCGUGCCAUCCCUCGUGCCAUCCCUCGUGCCAUCCCUCGUGCCAUCCCUAUGCCAUCCCUCGUGCCAUCCCUCGUGCCAUCCCUCGUGCCAUCCCUCGUGCCAUCCCUCGUGCCAUCCCUCGUGCCAUCCCUCGUGCCAUCCCUCAUGCCAUCCCUCGUGCCAUCCCUCGUGCCAUCCAUCGUGCCUUUUUUAUGCCAUCCCUCGUGCCAUCCCUCGUGCCAUCCCUUGUGCCAUCCCUCGUGCCAUCCCUCGUGCCAUCCCUCGUGCCAUCCCUCGUGCCAUCCCUCGUGCCAUCCCUCAUGCCAUCCCUCGUGCCAUCCCUCGUGCCAUCCCUCGUGCCAUCCCUCGUGCCAUCCCUCAUGCCAUCCCUCGUGCCAUCCCUCGUGCCAUCCCUCGUGCCAUCCCUCGUGCCAUCCCUCGUGCCAUCCCUCGUGCCAUCCCUCAUGCCAUCCCUCAUGCCAUCCCUCGUGCCAUUCCUCGAGCGGUUGAGCGCGGGGGGCAGCGCGGGCCAGUGCACCAGCAGCAGGCGGCGGCCGCGGCAGCGGUGCGGCGGGAACUGGUGCUCCCACAGAUCCCUCUGCGCCGCCCGCGUGCCGCCCAGAUUGCCCGCGUCCGACCCGCGCACCUGCGGGAGGGAGGGUGA